Anastrepha ludens (Mexican fruit fly) is the source of this 715-nucleotide messenger RNA. RefSeq names its product 60S acidic ribosomal protein P2 (gene RpLP2). Lineage: Eukaryota; Metazoa; Arthropoda; Insecta; Diptera; Tephritidae. The record is from RefSeq and is a predicted model, not a curated record. Gene Ontology annotation, cellular component: ribosome; cytosolic large ribosomal subunit. Bases 113 to 454 code for a protein of 113 amino acids. Gene Ontology annotation, biological process: cytoplasmic translational elongation. Gene Ontology annotation, molecular function: structural constituent of ribosome. The transcript has 3 exons.
GGCCUAUAAGUGACAACUAGUUGACAGAGGUCUUUUCGUUCUAAAGCUUUUAAACGAAAGUUGUAUUUUCUUGUGCUGUUAACGUUUCGUGUCGAUAAAAAGGACUUAAAAAAUGCGUUACGUAGCUGCAUACCUUUUGGCUGCUCUUGGCGGUGCCGAAAACCCCAAAAAUGCUGAUCUUGAGAAGAUCCUUAGCUCUGUCGGUAUUGAAGUUGACUCGGAACGCCUCUCCAAGGUGAUCAAAGAAUUGAAUGGAAAGUCUAUUGAAGAACUGAUUGCUCAGGGUCGCGAGAAACUCUCGUCCAUGCCUGCUGGUGGUGCUGUAGCUGCCGCUGCUGCGCCAGCUGCUGGUGCUGCUGAUGCCGGUGCCGACAAGAAGGAAGCCAAGAAAGAAGAGAAGAAGGAAGAAUCGGAAUCUGAGGACGACGAUAUGGGCUUCGGUCUCUUCGAAUAAGCUACUAAUUAUUUUUAAAGGGGUCUGCCGGCAGCCGCUAGUGCAACAUAAUAAAAAAACGUGCAAAAACUUGGUUACCGCUCAAGUUUCAAUCAACGGCAUCAGCAUGGGGAGGGUUUAAAAUCAAUGAGAAAUUCCGUAAAGACAAACUAAGAUUUGUUUUUUUCUUUGGAGACUUGCAAUUUAACAAACCUAUACAACAAAGUUGAAUUUUAUUUCUAUGAAAUAAAAGAAAGUAAAGUUUUUACACGUUUAAACAAA